UUCCUUGCCACCUGCACAUCUUAUCAAUCAAAAAAUUCUGGUUGUUCAUGGUGGAUUGUUCAGUCGCGAUGAAGUUACAUUAGAUGAUAUCAGAAAGAUUGAUCGAUUUGAUAAAAGGCAACUUGAGAACGACGGUCUUUUACGCGAACUCUUGUGGUCUGAUCCACAACUACUACCAGGACGUAGUCCGAGCAAGAGAGGAGUGGGAAUACAAUUUGGACCGGAUGUUACCAAAAAUUUCUUGAAACGCAAUAACCUUGUCAAAGAAAAUGGAUAUGUAAUUGAACACGAUGGAAAAUGCAUUACUGUGUUUUCUGCACCAAACUACUG
Molecule: messenger RNA, 330 nt
Organism: Acaulospora colombiana
Lineage: Eukaryota; Fungi; Glomeromycota; Glomeromycetes; Diversisporales; Acaulosporaceae
Source: the annotation of a GenBank genome assembly